AUGAGACCUGCACAAAGGAUCCUAGUCCACUCAUUCUUAUUACUAUGGUUAACUGCAAUUUCAGAUUGUUUAAUUCCUAAAGUGAAACAAUAUGUUGCAGAACGUCGUGAAUGCGGAAUGAUCAGACCUUUAGGUUUUAAACAUAACUACAAUUCGUGCUAUAUUUUAGAGUAUGCACUGAAACGUUUUGCAUUACGUCUAGAACAAGUACCACAUAAGAUUAGCUCUCAUCGACCAAAUUUCUGCAAAGUGACUACUAUUCAAAUUGAUAUUACCGAGGGCUGCAAUGAAGAAAAUGAAAAACUGUGGCCAUCCGAUUCAAUAAAGGAAUCAUAUAUUUUGAAUGUUUCCAAUGGUACUUUACGCAUUCAGUUGGACGAAAUAUGGGGAGCAUUACAUGCUUUGGAAACAGUCCUAAAACUAGUGUUCAGAAAUGGGAACUACAAGAAUGCAAUAUUUCAGUGUAGCAUAGAAGAUUCACCAAGAUUUCCACACAGAGGAAUGAUGAUUGAUACUGCCAGACAUUAUCUAAGCGUUGAAACAGUUAAGAAUGUCAUUAAUGACAUUUUGCAUUGGAAUCUUAAUACUGGCGCGAUAAUCAAAGGCUUCGGCCUUCAAGGUCACUUUUGGAAUACCGAAAUAUGGAAAAACAGAGAUGAAUUGGAUGCCAAAAACAAACUGAAGAUUGCCAUUAAAAAAGGAGACACAGAAGGUGCCAGAAUUCAUGCAGAAAAUGCAAUCCGACACAGACACACUGCAACAAGUUAUCUUAGACUUGCUGCUCGAAUCGAUGCCCUUGUUUCCAGAGUUCAGUCUGCCAUCACAACGAAGAGCUUUACCAGGAGCAUUAUGACAGUCGUGGGGUGUAUGGAAGAUGCAGCAAAAUCCAUGGAUAUGGAAAAGGUUAGUAGUCUUAUGGAUAGAUUCGAAAUGGAAUUCGACAACAUAGAUAUCCAGUCAAAGCUUGUGAGUUCAUCUCUAGCAAAUACAAUGUCUAUCUCAACUCCUGAAAACGAAGUUCAGGGACUAAUAAACCAAGUAGCAGACGAAGCUGGAAUUGAACUCAACCAGGAACUCGACGGAGCGAAUCCAAGCUCUGUUUCAGUAGCACCAAUUUCAGCAGAAGAAGAAGACGGUCUGACUCAACGUCUAGCCAGACUUCGACAUUCAUAA
Messenger RNA from Trichobilharzia regenti, 1173 nucleotides. Lineage: Eukaryota; Metazoa; Platyhelminthes; Trematoda; Strigeidida; Schistosomatidae. The record is from the annotation of a GenBank genome assembly.